Messenger RNA from Mesorhabditis spiculigera, 288 nucleotides. NCBI's taxonomy places the organism in Eukaryota, Metazoa, Nematoda, Chromadorea, Rhabditida, Rhabditidae. The record is from the annotation of a GenBank genome assembly.
AUGAUCGGCUGGAAGUGCUCGGGCUGCAUCUUUGGCACCUCGCUCUGGGGCGUGAUUUUCUUGGCGGUCCUCGGCGGCCUGUACUACAACGAGUCGAUCGGACUGCUCGAAGACAUCCCAGAAGAGGAGAAGGAGGCCAUCAUCCACAACGACUGGCGCACACAGCGCGUCCCCGACAUCAAGGACAAAUUCCGCCAAAAUGCCUACAACGCCUGGAUUGCGGCGGGAGCUUACGGGGGACUGAUGGUCGUUUCCGGCAUUUGGAUGGUCAUCUCGUUCAAGAGAUCA